Miscanthus lutarioriparius is the source of this 1386-nucleotide messenger RNA. Lineage: Eukaryota; Viridiplantae; Streptophyta; Magnoliopsida; Poales; Poaceae. The record is from the annotation of a GenBank genome assembly.
AUGGACGCGCCUCCGCCCCCGCAGCCGGACGCCGCGGCGGCGGCGCCCUCCUCGACCUUGGCUUCUGCUCCCUCUCCGGCGCCACCAUCCAACCCACCCACUUCUGCCGCCACCGCAGCACCCGCCUCCGACUCCGCCAUCACCACCCCUAACCCGAACCCAGCCACCGCCGCAAACCCCACUCAAACCCUAGAGGCUCCAGGCCCCGUCCCCGCGGCCGCGCGGCCGCCGCCGCCGCGAAUGAGGCCGCCUUACACCCACCUGGCGGCGCCCAUCACGAUGUCCUCCUCCUCCUCUGCUGCUACAGCCGCGGCCUCCUCGGCUUCCGUCCCGGCCCCUUCCUCCGCGGCUCCUUCUAUGCCGCGCGGAGGGGUUGUUCUGGGAGUGCCUGCGCCGCGUCCCGCACAGACGCCCGCUGGUUACACCGGGUUCGUUCCGCCGCCUCCGCUUGCUCACCAGUUUGGAUCGAUGCAUCGCGGCCCUGACCAGCCCCCGCCUCCAUCUUCACAGUUUAGGCAACCUUCCCCUGGGAUUCAGAAUGUUGGGAUGGCUGGAUCCAUUAACACAUCCCAGAUGAGGCCAGGAGCAAUAUCUGGUCCACAGCAGCCCAGACCUGGACUUCCAUCAUCAACAACUCCUAUUCCAUCUGGUAGCCAAAUGCCAGGUUCACAAGCCCCAACAGAGGCCACAAGUUUCACAACCAAGACCACAACAAUCUGCACCUGUGCCUCCACCUCAACAGAACAUAAUUUUACGCAGCAGCAGCAGCAGCAGCAGCAGCAUCAGAAGCAACAACAAUUGAGUUCCUCACAUCAAAAUCAACAAAGUACUGCCCCAAAAAAUCAGCCACAACUUUCUCAGCAGCCAGCUGCUCGUACUCCAAUAUCAAUGACACCAAAGCCUGAUUCGCCAGCUAUACCAAAUGUUGCUGUUUUACAAUCUGUGGAUGCAGCUGCAACUGAUGCAAAUGCCAGUGAAACUGGUACUCGACUAAUCACCAAGAGAAGCAUACAUGAAUUAGUUGCACAGAUUGAUCCUAAUGAAAAGCUGGAUCCUGAAGUUGAAGAUGUUCUUAUUGACAUCGCGGAAGAUUUUGUGGAGUCUGUCACAACAUUUGCUUGUUCUUUAGCAAAGCAUAGGAAGUCGAGCACAUUAGAAGCAAAAGAUGUACUUCUCCAUGCAGAGAGAAGCUGGAAUAUCACCUUGCCGGGCUUCAGUGGCGAUGAAAUCAAACUAUACAAGAAACAGCACAUAAAUGAUAUUCACAGGGAGAGGCUUGCUCUGAUCAAGAAGUCCAUGGCGACUGACACAAGAAUCUCUGCUGCCCAAGCUGCAGCUAACCAGAAAAAUCAGACUCCGAAACCACCAGCCCCAGCUUCCCCGUGA